AUGUUUAAUGAACAUGAACAGUGUGCAAAUGACAUCAGUGCUCCUGAUGAGGAAAUGGAUAUUGAUAUAACUGAAGAACAGAGCAAUGCGAAUGAACCCAAUGAGAAUGAACACAAUGAAUCUAAUGAUGACACUCCUGCAGAAGAGCAAUCGAGAGGCCUUGCCUUGGACACAUGUCUUCAGCCCCCAGAUCUCGGCCAGCAGCUGUUGACUUAUGAUGAUGGGAUAUUUUGCAUUGCCCCAGCAGAGAGAAACUCUCCUGUAAACACUUUCAAAAUUCCUAAACUUGAGUCUAUGGCGUUUCCAGUGCAGUUUCCUGAUGGCACGAACACAUUUGAUGAGCCGGACAGAGCAAAAAAUGUUUCCCCCAGCAGAUACUUUAACUCUAGACUAUUCUCUAUUGACAAUCGUUGUGUGAAGGAUACCAACUAUAUCUUCUUUGCGCAGUUUGUGACUGAAAUGCACAUGGCCACAUCUAGUAUGUCUAUCCAACUGAGGAAAGGAAAACCCAUGACCCUUGAUGGACGCAGAAUAAACUGUUCACUGCUGCAGGACAAACAGGAGUUAGAAAAGCUUGUGAAUAAUAAGGAAGCUACACGAUUCAUGCAACCAUUAAGAGGGACUCCAGCAUACUGGGAGAAAUCUCUCCGUGAUCUGUUUGCGAUGCUGAGACAUCUCGGAACUCCUACAUUUUUCUGUACGUUUAGUGCUGCUGAAAUGAGAUGGCCUGAUGUGAUUACUGCUAUUAAAGCACAACAAGGUGAAACCGUAAACUUUGCUGAAUUAGACUGGUCUGAAAAAUGUGAAAUCCUUAGAAGUAACCCUGUGACAGCGAUGAGAAUGUUCGAGAAACGAGUUGAAGCCCUGAUAAGAGAUUUGAUCAUUUCCACUGUGUAG
Molecule: messenger RNA, 897 nt
Organism: Carassius carassius (crucian carp)
Lineage: Eukaryota; Metazoa; Chordata; Actinopteri; Cypriniformes; Cyprinidae
Exons: 1
Coding region: 1-897 (298 amino acids)
Source: RefSeq, a predicted model, not a curated record